AUGAUGGAACGUAAUGAAGAAUCCUUCAAUGAAUUAUACGCGGAUGCUUUUUCUGAUUGUCCGAGUGAUUGUGAAUCAAAUUGUGGUAACUGUGAAAAUGAUACUGUAUCAGAAGAUAGCGACUGUAAUAUCAGGCCACCAAAAUAUCAAAAAAGAAAUAUAAUAGCAUCAGAUAGUGACGACGAUUUGGAAGAAGAGUGGAACGAACAUGAUAUUACACCAAACUUACAGAAUUAUUUAAAUAUUCCUGGUGCAACUAUUGAAUUUGGUGACGCGCCGACUAUCAGUGAAGUAACGGCUUUAUUUUUUGAUAGUGGUUUUUUUGAUUUAGUCGUUACGCAGACCAAUUUGUACCAUUCUCAAAUGAAAGAGGUACAUAAAAUUUCUGCAAAAACGGUAUCAUGGACGGAAGUUACCACUAAUGAAAUAAAAAAAUUUCUUGGAUUACUAAUAUUGAUGGGCCAAACCAGAAAAUCUCAUUGGAGAAAUUAUUGGUUAACGGAUCCUUUAGUUGAAACACCAAUAUUUCGAUCCCUAUAUACACCCAAGCAGGAGUUAGCUCUAGACGAAGCAAUGGUACCAUACAGAGGACGCAUCAGCUUUAGGACAUACAACCCAGCGAAGAUAACAAAAUAUGGAAUUUUGAUCAGAAUGCUUUGUGAAAGUGAGAGUGGGUAUAUAUGCAACUUCGAGAUCUAUUCGGGGCAAGGCAAAAAGCUGCAAGAAACAAUAUUGUCUGUGUUGGAGCCGUAUCUUG
This is a messenger RNA of Megachile rotundata (alfalfa leafcutting bee), 757 nucleotides long. RefSeq names its product piggyBac transposable element-derived protein 4-like. NCBI's taxonomy places the organism in Eukaryota, Metazoa, Arthropoda, Insecta, Hymenoptera, Megachilidae. The record is from RefSeq and is a predicted model, not a curated record.